AUGUUGGUUCCACCAGCGAUACUGGCGCUUGUCGCAGCCGCUGUCUUUAUAACACUUCUUGCCGCACGAAUUCGCCGGCAGCUUUCCCUCGUUCCAAGUCCUCGGCUGGGCGGGCCCGUUCUAGGCAAUGCUACCGCAUACGCUACCGAUCCGGCCGCAGCAAUCCAGGCGGCCGAUGUGCAAUGCGGCCCGGUCUUCUCUAUCCAAAUGCUCUUUACACAGAACAUUUGGCUUCGCAGCAAUGUGCUAAAUAAGUUCUACGUAAAUGUUAAGGAGGAUGCUUGGUCAUUCGGCUGGGGCAUGAACCUCUUCCUCCACCCCGUUGUUGCGCCCGGCUACUGGGACCAUCUCAGAACCCUCGUCGGGUCCCUCAACCGCUGCAUCAACCGCUCCGAGGCGCUAGACUCCUACGCAGCCAUUGCACGUGAUGAAGCUGUGACCGGCUUCGCGCAGUGGGCUCAAACGAACGAUACCGCUCUCUUCGAAUCCGCAUCAGUCCUCGCUCAUAAGGUUAUCGUUAGAUGCCUGAUGGGCCCUGACUUCUACCACCACAACGUCUACGAGCUCUCCGACCUCCUCCAUAAGGUCGAGGCCGAUAUCGGCAGUAUAUUCAACUUUGUUCUGCCCCACUGGGUACCGCAUCCUGCCGCCAAACGGCUUUGGAAAGCCCGCGAUCGCAUGCAGGAUAUUUUCCGCGAACGCCUAAGGGAGCGAGCCUCCGACCCCAAUCGUUGGGCAGACUCGGAGGACUACGUUUCUCACACGCUCCGUGACAGACUGACAGUCCAUCUAACGGAAUUCUUCCCGGCACACCACACGCUGCUGAUGUUCGCUGCUCAUACAAGCACCGUAGCCAGUAUCUCCUGGACCAUCGCCGAGGCAUGUCUCCUGAAGCAAUGUCUCAUCAGAAGCCCUGAACGCCUUGCUAUCCUGCGGAAGGAGCUUCUCGAGUCUCCGAGUGUGCAUUCUUCACCGCUCUUGCAUGCAUGUCUCAAGGAGACGAGCCGCCAUUACUCAGGCAUCAACAUGCUUCGACUCGCACGGAGUCCGGUUACUAUUCCCGACUCAAACGUAGUCGUACCUGUCGGCGCUGUCGUCUCGAUAUCGCCAUACCUGACUCACCACGACGCUCGCAACUACUACCGUGCCACAGAGUGGUUUCCGGAGCGCUGGCUUGAAGGGGGCGAGCAGUUCAGACCGGCCAAGUCGGCAGAUGAGGUUACUUAUCUCGGCUUCGGAGCAGGUUCCCACCGAUGCCCCGGCGAGAAAAUGGCUGGAACCAUCGCACGAGAAGUUGUCGGGGAGCUGGUUCGGAACUAUGAUUUUGGUUGGGCUGCGAGCGGGCCGCCCAAAGACUUCGGAGCUUUAGACUUCACGAAGAUUGGUAGCCCGUGGCUCAAGGGCGACGCACAUGUCCGGAUAACGCCAAUAGCUAAACAGUAA
Messenger RNA from Coniosporium apollinis CBS 100218, 1443 nucleotides. RefSeq lists its product as uncharacterized. Gene Ontology annotation, molecular function: monooxygenase activity; heme binding; oxidoreductase activity, acting on paired donors, with incorporation or reduction of molecular oxygen. Bases 1 to 1443 code for a protein of 480 amino acids. The record is from RefSeq and is a predicted model, not a curated record. NCBI's taxonomy places the organism in Eukaryota, Fungi, Ascomycota, Dothideomycetes. The transcript has 3 exons.